GGAAGUUGUUGGUGAAAGAUGUCCUACGUUGCCAGUUUUCAAGAAAUGAAUGAAUGGAUUAUGGUUUGUCAUAACUGAUAGGUACUGUUGAUAAAAUAUGUGGUUCAAAAUGUCGUGAAUGAAGAUUACUGUCUUUCUGUGUCGGCGACUCCCCUAGACAAUCCCUUUAGCCGUUGGGGUGCCAUGGCAACCAGGAUGAAGUUGAAACUGAAGACUGUGUUCGUGCUUUACUUCAUGGUGUCACUAUUUGGCCUCAUCUACGCAUUGAUGCAGCUGGGCCAGCGCUGUGACUGCGCUGAGCACGACAUGCCCAAGGACCGUACCAUCUCCCGCCUGCGGGGGGAGCUGCACAGGCUGCAGGAGCAGAUGAGGAAGGCCGAAGCCACCAAACCCCCCCAGAAGCUCCCACUUAAGCCGGCCCUGCCCACCAUCUUUGUCAUCACCCCCACCUAUGCCAGGUUGGUCCAGAAGGCAGAGUUGACCCGACUGGCCCAGACCCUGCUCCAUGUUCCUCAGCUCCUCUGGAUCCUGGUGGAGGACUCCCCCCACAAGACGCCCCUGGUGUCGGCCUUCCUGCAGGCCAGCGGCCUGGAGUACACUCACCUGCACACCCCCACGCCCCGCGACAGGAAGCUGCAGGAGGGCGACCCCAGCUGGCUGAAGCCGCGAGGGGCAGAGCAGAGGAACGAGGGGCUGCGCUGGCUCAGGGAGGACCGCCGCGCCCAGCAGGGGGCGGAGCUACAGGAGGGCGUGGUCUACUUCGCUGACGAUGACAACACCUACAGCCUGCAGCUGUUUCAAGAGAUGCGCUCCACGCGGCGUGUGUCGGUGUGGCCGGUGGGGCUGGUGGGGGGGAUGAGGUACGAGAGGCCGGUGGUGGAGGGGGGGCGGGUCGUUCGCUUCCACACCGGCUGGCGUCCCAGCCGGCCCUUCCCAUUGGACAUGGCCGGCUUUGCCGUCUCCCUGCAGCUGGUCCUGGCCAAUCAGGACGCAUGCUUCGACGGAGAUGCGCCAAUGGGCUUCCUGGAGAGCAGCCUGCUGCAGGGAUUGGUCACCAUGGAGGAACUGGAGCCCAGGGCAGACAACUGUACCAAGGUGCUGGUGUGGCACACCAGGACUGAGAAGCCCAAGAUGAAGAGAGAGGACGCUCUGCAGAAACAAGGACUGGGAUCAGACACAGCUGUGGAGGUGUAGACACACACACGGUUACUUACACACGUACACACACACAGGGUUACACACACAUUCUCACACAAAAGGUUACUCACACACACACACACACACACAAUCUUACUCACACACACGGUUACUCACACACACACACACACACACACACACACACACACACACACACACACACACUCAUGCAAUCUUACUCACACACACAGUUACUCACACUCACUCUCUAACAUGCACAGAUACACAGGUUUCCUCACACAUAAUCUGUUAACAUGGACACACACACAGUAUGCAUGUGCCUACACACACACACACACACACAGAUAUUAGAACAAAGGUCCAGUCAAGCUCUGUUGGUGAUUCAACUGUAAAUGUACCUUGAUAUGUAAAUACUGUAAAAUACCACAUGUAAAGUUAACAUUGUGUGUAAAGUCAACUAUACAAAUGAAUACCAUAUGUUCUGUGUAAAGCAUGAAAGAUCAAGAUAUUUAAACUUGUGUACUUGUGACUGUUGUCGUUGGUGAUUGUGAAUGUAUGUGUGUGUUGUACUUACCAAUACUUUGAGUGUAUGUGUGAGAGAGAGACUGAGAGAGAGACUGAGAGAGAGACUGAGAGAGAGAGAGAGAGACUGAGAGAGAGAGAGAGUCUUAUUCGGCUAGCUCGGUUGUCUGUCAAUAUUGUGGUGCCUCAAUAGUGUAGUGCCUCUCUGAGUGAUGUCUAUUAUUUAUUAUCAUGUGUUAAAUGAAAUGUCUCUGUAGCCAUGGUAACUGUCCCCGAUCCUCUGUGACCAUGGUAAUAAAUGUCUCCAUCCCAGGGAAAUAAAACGAUAAAAACUGAA
Osmerus eperlanus (European smelt) is the source of this 2017-nucleotide messenger RNA. It is a transcript of the gene b3gat3, whose product is annotated as beta-1,3-glucuronyltransferase 3 (glucuronosyltransferase I). The coding region runs from base 184 to 1194 and encodes 336 amino acids. Gene Ontology annotation, cellular component: Golgi membrane. The transcript is spliced from 7 exons. Lineage: Eukaryota; Metazoa; Chordata; Actinopteri; Osmeriformes; Osmeridae. Gene Ontology annotation, molecular function: galactosylgalactosylxylosylprotein 3-beta-glucuronosyltransferase activity. The record is from RefSeq and is a predicted model, not a curated record. Gene Ontology annotation, biological process: chondroitin sulfate proteoglycan biosynthetic process; carbohydrate metabolic process.